GCCAUUUUAACGUUUAUAAAAGCAAACAGGCAUGUAACCACUCUGCAAAAUCAAAGUCUAGGGCUUAAGGGACUCAUCCUAAAGCUAUUCUCUUUUUCCUCUUUUUCGCUUUCUCUUCAACGUUCUCUCAAGAACAUGACGCCGCCACCUGGACCCUACUCCGGCCUCAGCACCUUGGCCCUGGUGGCUCGUGUGUCAGCUUUCUCUGCGGGUCUUGUGUAUGGGAACUUGAAGCUCAAAUAUCUCCGGGCAAAGGCAAAAUCUCAGAAGAAAGCUGAAGCUAAAGCCCAAGCAAAAGCGGCCCAUCACUGAAGAGAGAUUUGUUAUUGAAAGUUGGUAGACUUGAGUUUUGCUGGCAUAGGAAUAAUGCAUAGCAGCAGAAUUGUACCAGAUUCUUGUUUUGAUGUAAAGCUUUUCUAAACCAUGGUACACUGGUUAUAAUACUUUCCAAGAUUUUUUUUUUUUUUUAAGGUUCUUAACCUGGUUUUAUAAGAAUUGUUUAUUUGGUCUGCCUUGGCCACCAUGAAGGAUAUCUUAUAUUGCGUACCUGACAAUGUGUAGGUGAUGGAAGAUUAGAUCUUCCACUGAUUGAAAUAAUAAAUAUAUGCAACUUUUUGUCUACCA
Molecule: messenger RNA, 624 nt
Organism: Jatropha curcas
Lineage: Eukaryota; Viridiplantae; Streptophyta; Magnoliopsida; Malpighiales; Euphorbiaceae
Biological process (GO): proton motive force-driven ATP synthesis
Molecular function (GO): proton transmembrane transporter activity
Source: RefSeq, a predicted model, not a curated record